AUGCCUUACGAUUGUGAAAAUUGUGCUUUUACAUCUUACUCAAUCGUUGACUAUGUCAAUCAUGUAUGUGCAACAUCAAGUCAUCAUGAAGAUCAUAGUGCUUCUAGUCAAAGUGCUCAGAUAUUAUGUUACAAUUGUGAUUUCUCAACACUAGAUGCAGAAGAGUAUCUUGCUCACUCUUGUGAAACUACUCCUUUGCCUUCUUGUUCAAAUGACUGUUUAAUUUGUGUUCCCGAGCUACCAAUUAUGACAUCACAAGAACAAAACAAUACACCAUCAACUUCAGUUUCAUCAUCUCGAAACAUCACCUCACCUAGCUCCUCAUCAAAAGGUGUAAGUCUACUUCAAAAAGUGAAGAAAACAAAAUUUUGUUGUGAUAAGUGUAAGCAUGUGUUCUCAAGACGGAAAAUUUUCCAGGAGCAUAUCAAAGUUUGUGGUGUUCCCUGUUCACCUAUAGAAAGAAACUUUAGUAAAAUUGAUGGAUUGAAUUGUGUGCGAAGUGCAAUGCAUAAUAAACUAUCAGAAUACACAAUAGAAAAACCAACAGCUAUUGAUCUUGAUAAAUUGCAGAAAGACAUUCAAAAUGAUAUUUAUGACUUAUUGAAAUCAACACUUGAUACUCAUCCUACACUUAAAUUCAAUUUAACCAUUGAAAUCAGUUUUGAAAAAGUGACAAGUGAGGGAGUUGUUAAUCUGGAGAAAAGACCUUUCGUUUCCGUUAUGAAGCAAAUCUUGAGAGGAGAUGAUUUGAAUUACAAAAUUGCUUCAUCAUUCGAUGAAUUGAAAGAAACUGUAGCUCAAUACACUGAAAGAGGGAGUGGAUGGUCUAUUGUUUCAAUUGAUAGAGUAACUAUUCAUCUGGGUCGAUUCAAAGCUCAUGCAGGAGGUUGUUUCAAUAAAAAGUUACCAGCACUGAUUAUCAAUAAAAAGUGUCUUUUGAGGAUGGAGGUUACGAGUGACUGCUUCAUGUAUUCUGUUCUAGCAUCCUUACACCCAAAGAGUAGCAGUAGCAAUCCUUCUCGUCGUAAACAAUACGAUCAGUACAUUAACCUCUAUGACUUCUCUGAUGUAAGAGGCAUUGUGACACUUGAUCUUAUCUCUAAAUUUGAAAAGAAAAAUAAUUUGUGUAUCAAUGUCUAUACAUAUGAUAUUGAUGAAUCUUAUGUGAUCCCUUUGAAAAUCAACAAACAGCUACAUCAAGAAACGAUUAAGCUAUUCCUGUACGAUGAACACUUUUAUCCAAUCAGAAGCUUUAAUCGCCUCGCAAGUGCGGAUCUUACAAAAUCACGUCAUUUUUGUGAGUUUUGUAUGAAUCCAUUUACUAGCUGUGAGAAAUUGGAUAAACACAAAAUUGAGUGUGUGCGCAUGUCUCCUGGUAACAUCAUCAUGCCUGAAAGAGGUUCCAGCAAACAAAAAAUAAAGUUUAAGCAAUACAAAUGGAUUCAACAAUUUCCAUUUGUAAUUUAUGCAGAUUUUGAGACCCUGUCCGUCAAUACGCAAAAUGAUUACAAAAUCAAAGAGCUACCGCCAUGUAGUUAUGGUUUAGUUGUGGUUGACUGGAACGGUGUAAUCAUCAAAUCAGACUUUUGCCGAGGACCUGAUGUAGUUAAAAAUUUUCUUCCAAAGCUAUUCUCUUUGAAACAUGAGCUGAGUACAAUUUUGAGAGACUCAAAGAAGCCUCUAAUAAUGACCGAUCAAGAUGAUGAAAAUUUUGUGAAUGCAAGGAAAUGUUUCAUCUGUGGACAAGGACUUUGGUCUGAUAAAGUCAAGGAUCACGAUCAUCUAACUGGAAAGUAUCGCGGAGCAGCUCAUUCAAGAUGUAAUCUUGCUCUUGUUAUGCCUGAUAAAAUACCUAUCAUAUUUCAUAAUUUGAAAAAUUUUGAUGGUCACAUAAUCUUUGAAAAUUUGAGUCAUGAAAUAAUCAAGAGAGGAUUGACUGUUAUCCCCCACACAAUGGAGAAAUACACAGCCUUCUUAUUUGAUAGCUUCAUAUUUCUCGAUAGUUUUUCUUUUCUUCCAGCUAGUUUAGAAUCAUUAGCAGAAAGUUUAACAGAGGAAAAUAAACAAGAUUUCAUCAAAAUGUUGUUUCCCAAUCAUCCAACAGCACUUUUGACUAAAAAAGCUGCUCUACCUUAUGAAUAUAUCGAUUCGCAUGCAAGAUUUGAAGAAGAUACACUACCGAGUAUUGAUAAAUUUUAUUCAUCAUUGAGUGGUGAAACUAUAUCUACUGAACUUUACAAUCAUCUUGAAUUAAUUUGGAAGCAGUUCAACUGUAAAACACUCGGGGAUUUUCAUGACAUUUAUCUGAAAGUGGAUGUUUUAUUGCUCACUGCAGUAUUCGAAAAUUUCCGAGGCACAGUUAGACGUUUUUUCAACUUGGAUCCCUGUCAUUUGUUCUCCUCACCAGGACUUUCAUGGGCUGGAAUGCUCAAGUUUACUGGCAUAACUUUAGAUCUGAUGACACAUAUCGACAUGCUCUAUAUGAUUGAAAAAGGAAUCAGAGGAGGUCCAACAUCGGUAGCAGAUAGACAUUGCACUGCAAAUAAUGAAAAUGUCACAAACUUCGAUGCAAAUAAACCGAGAAGUUUUAUAAAGUAUUUCGAUGUAAAUAAUCUCUAUGGUUACGCCAUGAGUCAAAAAUUACCAAUUGAUGAAUUCAGCUGGUAUCAAGGUGAAAUUGACAUUGAAAUGUUGCUAACUGAAGCAAGAGAUACUAACUAUGGAUACAUUUUCGAGGUUGAUUUGGAGUACCCAGCUGAGCUCCAUGACCAACACAAUGAUUUUCCCUUAGCUCCUCACAAAAUGGAAAUUGAUUACAAUUCAUUGAGUGAUUAUCAAAAGGAUAUCAUCAAAAAACUAACACAAAACGAUUUAAAUUAUACUUCCUCUGAAAAGUUAGUUUUGACAUUUUUACCUCAUGAGAAAUAUGUUGUUCAUUAUGCAACUUUGGAUUUGUAUCUCAAAAUGGGAAUGAAGCUGAAAAAAGUUCAUCGGGUGAUUCGAUUCAGACAAGGACCGUGGUUAGCGAAAUAUGUUGAAUUCUGCACAAAAAUGAGACAACAAGCUACUACCGCCUUUGAAAAAGAUUUCUGGAAAUUGAUGGUCAAUUCAAUCUACGGGAAAACAAUUGAAGACAAACGCAAACAUAGAAAGAUAUGUUUUGCAUUUGAUGUGCACGAAACUGAAAACAAGUUGAGAUCUGAUCUAUGCAAAAGAUACAUUAUCAUGAGUGAAAAUAGAGUGAUAUUUGAGCUGUUCAAUACUAAGGUCGAGAUGAACAAACCAAUAAUGGUAGGUUUUACUGUUUUGGAAAUGGCAAAAUUGAAAAUGUAUGAAAUUCAUUACAACAGCUUCAAAAAACAUUUCGGAGAAAAGAUUAAAUUACUCUACACAGAUACUGAUAGUUUAAUCUACAACAUCAAAUCAGAAGAUAUUAUCAAAGAUAUGGAAAGCCUUUCAUCUCUAAUGGAUUACAGCAAUUACCCUAAUGAUCAUGUUCUCUUCUCAAAUUGCAAUCUGAAGAAAGUUGGAUACUUGAAAGAUGAGAUGGCGGGUAAAGAUAUUGAAGAGUUUGUUGCAUUGAAACCAAAACUUUAUGCAAUCAAAGUUGGAGAUUCAAUUGUAAAAAGAGCCAAAGGAGUUCAAAAGUCUGUUUUAAAAAAGAAAAUUAAUUUUGAUGACUAUCUAAAUUGUUUGUACAAUAAUGAAGUUGAAAGAGCCAAGCAAACAAGACUUGGAUCAAAUAAACAUGUAAUCUAUAUGUUUUCAAAUGAUAAAAUAUUGAUGUCUCCACUAGAUGACAAAAGAUUUUUAAUCAAUAAUACUGAUUCAUUGGCCUACGGGCAUUACAAAAUCAGACAAAAUGAGUCUGAGCAACAAUAA
Tetranychus urticae (two-spotted spider mite) is the source of this 3882-nucleotide messenger RNA. RefSeq lists its product as uncharacterized. NCBI's taxonomy places the organism in Eukaryota, Metazoa, Arthropoda, Arachnida, Trombidiformes, Tetranychidae. The record is from RefSeq and is a predicted model, not a curated record.